AUGGACCAAUCAGAAGGAUCUCAGACAGUAUGGAAUAAUGUAUCGAUUCAAGGAUCUGAUAUCGGGUCAAGCUUCGGCAACACUACUCAAUUCAACAGCGGUCCCGGUAAUGAAGGCAAUACAACAAGCAACUCAGUGCAGGUAGACAAUCAAGUAGCGAAUGCAGUCGCUAGUAAUGCUUCCUAUCAACUCUCGAUCGACAUGCAAAACGACAACUCUGAUAUGAUGUCGGGACUCAUGGAUAUGAACUCAAUGCUUGGCUUAUAUGGAGGUGCUGAUGAUUUAGGUGACUGGGAUGAGGUUACCAAGGAUGACUUUAGUUUCUUUGAUGAGGCCGGAGGCCGAUAUGUUUAUAGACGCCUUUACAAAUGCAGGAGAUCAUCUAUUCCUAACCCUUUUAACCAACAACGUCGCCCGUCUAGAAUGUUGCCGUUCUAUCAACCAGGGAAAGAUCAAGAGUGGAUUAUGCCUGCAAAGAAGGAAAAACCAAGGAAAACAAAGUCAAGGAUGUUUUCUAUCAGUUUCAACUGGAAUUCUGUCAAAUGGCAAGAUCAAGCCUCAAAGCUUGAGACGAUCAAGCAAAAUAAAAGCACAUCCGAAAAAGCUACAGCUGGCAACAUACCUACAGUCUCUGCGACAGCCUGGGGAAUAUCCACACUAUCACUACAGCAGCCAGCGAAACGUAAAAUGGAGGAAUCGAGUAGUAGUGAUAGUGACAGCGACUCUACUUCAACAUGGUCCGAGGAAAGUGAUGAUGAUACUGCUGUCGAGCCGAACAGGCCUGCGUUUGGGAAGCUGUCUAGGCGAUUUUAUCUCUACGACGGCAACGGCCAUGCUAAUGCUAUACGCAAUAGUAAUGGCAUCAAUAAAGAGGCACAGGAACCAUGGAGUGCCCGAGGGAUUAAUUCUGCAAAGUUCACCAACGCGGUCCUGACUCAGUCGCUCGAUCAAAGUGUUGGAGGGGCGCUUCUAGGGCUGAGAACUUCCUCGACUACACAUACACAGGCUCGAGGGGUUACACCGUCUUUAGCUCGGCUCGAUAGGAUAGCUCCAUUUUACGAACACCAGCGAUCUAAACCGUGGUCAUCAGCAGAGGCUUAUCAUGCAGAGGUCGAGUUUGAUACGCCUUUUACACCUGCAGUUUUAUCAGCGGCUCCACCAGCUCUUGUGGACGAGCCGCUCGUAGUUCAGGAUUCACUUGCUUCAGAGUAUUUCUUGGAGGCAGUCAAGACACUAUGUGAACAGGCUGUGAUGGGUGACUAUCCGUUUGCAGGGUCGAAUGAGGUCACUGGUACAAGUGGAGAGAUCUCUGAGGGGGAGAGUUUCCAUGUGAUGCUAGCACGUAGGAAAGCGAUGAGUGAGUUGCUCCGUACGGGCAUUGCUACAGUCCCAGCAUUAGGAGACGAGUCGUUCAGAAACAUUAUGGAAAUGAAGUCAUUUAUCUUUGAAUUGUUUGAUCAUUUGCGUGGCAACCAGUCAGAGAACACAGUUGCUCUUCCAAUACCUUCAGACGCCUCUCAGGAUAUGACGAUGAGCAUGGCAACGAUUCAUGGGCAUCAUCACCACUCUAGUCAAAACAAUAUUUCGCCGCCAGUCGUUAUGAAAGGACCAUUGACUUUGUUCCAAUACUUUUCACUAGCAGAAGCUCAGCAGAUGCCAUCAAAGUAUGGGAAAUAUCCAGUGAAGAAGAAGAAACCAGCUGAACCAUCACUUGUGCAGCUACAGCCCCCAGAUAUUGUUGUAGGUCAUAAUGAAGAAUGGCUUGAAGCAGCGCCAACCAUUCUACGGUUUUGGGAGAAACUUAGUCUUGAGCCCUAUUCUGCUAAAAAAAAUAUAUCGUACUUUGUGGUCUAUCCGGAAGGUGAUGAAAUGGAGAGCAGUGUCAUUUAUCCUUCUACCUUUGGAGGGUACUUGCGUUUUGGGCUACGAGACAUUGCUUUUACUGUUUAUACAAAGUGCAAGCUGUUCCUUGAGCGACCAACAUAUUCUGAGGGUAUAAUGGCUCAAAUCAAUUCAUAUGCGCCUUCCUUUGCUCUUGCCAGGACUACACCAGUCAUGAUCCAAUAUGAUGUCAACCUGAAGCCAAAUUCGACUCCAAAGCCUCCCGCGACAAUGCAUGUUGGGUAUGGCUUCAGUUUGGAUGGUCGAUGGCUUGUAUGUGUAUGGACAGAUCAUCGAGGCGAAAUGCUAGAGCACAUGGCGCUAGAUAUGAUGGAUAGUUCGGCUCGUCUCUUAACCAUAGCACAGCCUAAGGGUGGACAGGGAUUACUAUCAAAUUAUUUGCACGAAAUAUGGACUAGGACACUUGUUUAUAAGAAGCGUGGAUCAUUUAGCUGGAAAACCAUUGUCUGUAAACUAGGAUUGAUGACACGUGUAGAGUUACAGGAAUGGGCACGUUUGGUAUGUGAUGACAAUGAUACAGCAAUCACAGCGGUCAACAUUGAUUCUCCUUUGAGGAUGUAUCCUCAUAGUCGCGGGGCGGAGUAUUUAUCGUCCAACAUGACUUCAGGUGUAAAUGGAUCCAAUACCCCGAUCAUUUUAGGGAUAGGACAGACAGGGGCUUCAGUAAUAGGCGCUGGACCAAUGGGUCUCAAUACUACAAAUCCAACAGCCACAUUGACACCUGAUGUCUCUACAGCGCCCGCAACACCGAGUAACUCAGGAGUGACUGGUCUAGGCAUCGUUGGGACUGGUAGCAACCCAAGUGGAACUACUGCUGGGACAUCGAGUACUAUGAGUGGAGCAAAUCGAUUGUCGGGCAGCGAAGUUCUGGAGAACAGUGUUGGACAAGUAUAUGCCAUGAUUCUAAACCAUCGUAUCCCUUUGAUUGUAUCGCACGAAGAGACUGCUUUUAGAAUCCCUGCUUUGGCACAAUCAGGGUUAAGCACCUUGCGAACUGAGUCUGGAAAUGAAUUUAGACGUUCACCUGAAGAGUCGAAAGGCGAUAUAAGCACUGAAGAUGACCUUUUGCGUGAACACAUUGGUGCAGACUUGAGCAUGAACCAGAAUCAGAAUCAGAAUCAGAGUCAAAGUCAAGAUAUCAAAACGCACCUCAAGAUGAAAGUAGAGGAACUUGAUCAACAGUGGCAACAGAAAGAGCUGAGAAAGGAAAUGGACCAAGAUACGAAAGCACCAUCGACUCGAUUGAGCUUGCCACUCAGCGAUAACGAUGUGAUCUUACCGCUGUCAACAGGAUAUCUGAUCCAGGUUCCGACUCAAGCUAAUUCUGUCAUGCGUGAAAAGCAUUCACUUGAGGCUUUAGGUAUCGAGGUUCAUCUGCUGCAUCUCCAGCGUACAACGUCACCAUUGGGGCCUGCCUCUGCUCCUGCUAGUGCGACCAACACACCUAUACCAAGCGUAUCCACUGGGACGCUUUUGUCCAACUAUAAUGCGAACCUGCCAUACCAACAGUCAUCACCAUCAUAUCACCUUCCACGUCAUAGUGCGGUAGCCAACACCAAUACCUCAGUAUCAGGUCAACCAUAUAGAUCACCCUCAUUCGCGUCUAUACAAUAUCCAGGGUCACCGCUUGUUGGCUCAUCGCCAUCAUCAACCCUCCCUGGAGGUCAUUCUCAACAGCCGCAUCAGCAACAGCAGCAACAACAACAAACAAGCACUAAUAAUGGUGUAGGUGCAACAACAAUCGAAACAGCUACAGCGGCAAACACAACACGGGAAAUUUUGAAGCAAUUUCAUGCGCUUUCGCACUUGUCUAUGUCACCAGUACAAACCAAUUGCUUACCACACCAUCUAAUUUUGGUCGAACGCUUAACACGUGUACUCUUACUUGUCCAGGACGCUUAG
Messenger RNA from Lobosporangium transversale, 3804 nucleotides. RefSeq names its product mediator complex subunit 13 C-terminal-domain-containing protein. Gene Ontology annotation, molecular function: transcription coregulator activity. Gene Ontology annotation, cellular component: mediator complex. Lineage: Eukaryota; Fungi; Mortierellomycota; Mortierellomycetes; Mortierellales; Mortierellaceae. The record is from RefSeq and is a predicted model, not a curated record. The transcript is spliced from 5 exons. Gene Ontology annotation, biological process: regulation of transcription by RNA polymerase II. Bases 1 to 3804 code for a protein of 1267 amino acids.